This is a messenger RNA of Tetrahymena thermophila SB210, 4731 nucleotides long. RefSeq lists its product as hypothetical. Gene Ontology annotation, biological process: nucleocytoplasmic transport; activation of GTPase activity. The record is from RefSeq and is a predicted model, not a curated record. NCBI's taxonomy places the organism in Eukaryota, Ciliophora, Oligohymenophorea, Hymenostomatida, Tetrahymenidae. Gene Ontology annotation, cellular component: nucleus; cytosol; perinuclear region of cytoplasm. The transcript has 2 exons. Gene Ontology annotation, molecular function: small GTPase binding; GTPase activator activity.
AUGGAAAAGCAAAAGCUUAGUUUAGAAGAAAAAGAAGAUGAUUAUGGAAAUACAGAUAACGAGAAUGGAAUUCUCGAAGCUGAUUUCGAUUAUUCAGAGGUUUAGAAGAAUAUUACGACAAGCCUUGUAUUCUCUAAUUCUGAUAUUUCAAUUUAUCAUGCUUAUUCAAACUAGAAGCAAUACACUAUAGUAGCUUAUAUAUCAAACAUAAUUAUUUCACCUCCAACUCACAACAUUUAGAAAGUUUCUAGAUCCAAAAUAAAGUCUCAUUAAUCUAAAAUUUCAUAAAAAUGUUCUUAGGAAGAUCAAUCGCUGAAUGUUAUUUAAUCCUUUUAUGAAAAGCUCUUAUCACUUCAAACUUAAAGCUCAGACUAUAGCAAGAAUGUAAUGCAAAUUUUGCAUAUAAAGAGAGAUCUUUUAUCAUCUGUGAAUUCAUAUUUAUCUAGCGAAAUAUAAGCUAAUGUAAUUAAUAACUAAACUAGCUAAACAGCUUUUAAGUAAAACACUAAGUAAGUUGAAGAUGAAGAAGAUAUAAUCGAAGAAUCAAAAACUUCUUAUGGGAGGUAGUAGAGCUUAUUUGAUAAUUAGGAAAUAGAAUCAAUAAAAUAAAAUAAAAAGAAAGGAGCUGUAGCAGAAGAUAGAGAUGUUUUGUUAAUAUUCUUUGAAAGUUAUGAAAGAUCUAUUGAGGAAGAUAUUGCAGAAAGGAGUUUGAAUUAAAACAACAUUCUCUACGAAGAUCAUAUUCUUGAAUCUUAUAGCGAUAUGAUUGAUUGCUUUUAACUGCUAGGAAAUAAGCUUAUGCAACAUAUUACAGUAAAUAGCGAUUACUUAGUUAUUUGCAGAGAAAAACUUACAAAAAUUCUUCCUAUAUAUGAUAAAAAUAGUAUGAAUAUUUCUUAGGUUUAAUGCUUUAAUUUUAAUAAAUUAAAUUAAGCAUAUGAUCCGAAAUCAUUUUUAAAUUCUAAAAAUAAAUCGAUUGUUUCUACUAAUAAUUAUUGCUCCUCAGACUCUUCUCCAUAUGCCAAGUAAAAUGAGCAUUGUAGAACGAGAUCAAAGACAAAACAGCUAUUAUAAAUAUAGUGUUCUUAGCAGGUUAGUAAUAGCUAAUCGAAAGCUUCAAAUAAAAUAAUUUAGCAAACUAAAAAUUAAAGCUAAAGAAUUAUGACUCGUUCUGCGUCUGCGACAUUAAAAUAAUAAAUUAAAUAAGAUCAAAGAAAAGAAAUUGAUUCUUACACUUCUUCUACAAUUGAAGUAGAGAUGGUUGAUAGCAAUUGUGAAAAUGAAGAAAAGGAAUUUGAUGAAAUUGAAGAAAUCAACCAUAUUGAUAUUAUUCAAAAAAGGGGUAAGUAGCAAAAUUAAAAGGAAAAAGCGAAAUUUAAUAAUGGAAGCAACGAGAGUUUGAAAAAAUUGUAGAAAGAAGAUGAAGAAAUACAGUAGCUAUUAUCUCAAAAUGAUGAAAUUAUUUAGUAAAAUAUAAAUGGAGAUUUAGAAUAAAAUGAUGAUGAGGAUGAAGAAGAUUAUGAUAGCGAUAAUCACUAAUAAGACGGAUUAGAAGAAGAGGAGAAUAACUCAUAAAAUUUAAUUAAUUAGAGUGAAAUUGAUGAGGAAUAAGCUAUUUAAAAGUAUAGUUAUACGAAAUCUGAUAUCUCUUCAUAAAAAAUGCUCACAAGAAUGAGAUUGGGUUAAAAUAAAAUUUUAGAAGCUCAAAAUUAAAUGAAUAGCUUUUAAAAAUAAGAUAGAUAAAACAUUUUUAUGAUUAAGGAAUUAAGUAAGCACAACGAUUUAACAGGAGAAAUCAACGCUAGUCAGAACGAUUUGCUUUAAGUAGAAAAAAAAGUUAUGGAAGAGCUUUCAAUAAUUUACCUCAGACUUAGCGCAUUUUUGACAUCAGUAAAAUUCAAUCCUCAGAAAAAAAAUAAAGAACAGAGAAUUAUGCAGAUAAUUAAAUCGUUGAUUGAAUAUAAAAUAUCUUCUCUCUUCACAGACAUAUUUUUUAAUUCUUGUUUGUCAAUGAAUUUUAAUUUAACCUAUUCGUCUUUGAAAGAAAUGGUUAAUUAGUACAGAAUGCAAAAAGUUAUUGUAGAGAUAUCAGAAAAUACCGACCUUUCCUCCAUAAUUAGCUAACUUAGAGAAAAAACUGAUAUAGCUAUUAGCUACAAAGAUAAAUCAUUAGUUAAGUUAGAAGAGCUAGAGACUAGUUUAUGCUAAAAUUUAUUUUGUAAUCCUUAAACGUGCUAAUAAAAGUCACUUGAUGAUAUUAAUUAUAAUAGACGCAAUAUAGAUUAUAAUUGCAAUAAUAAAAAGGAAAAAAGUAAAUAAGAUAAAGAAGGGUAUGGAUUGAAUUAAAAGUUAGAAGAUUCGGAAGCUAUGGAAAUAGAGGUAGAAGAAGAAGAAGCUACUGCAACAUAAUAUAACUACGCUAAUUAUCCUAGCUUUUCUUUCUUGCUAGGAAACGAGUGGUAUACUUAGAUUACUUCUUUUGAAUUUAAGGCUGAUUUAUGCAGAUUAGGUGAUGAAGGAACUCUUAUGAUUUCCAAUAUUCUAGAAAGGAUACCUCCUCUCUAGCUAAAGCAUUUGAUUCUAUCAUUAAGAAGAAAUAGUAUUUCUGAAUAAGGAAUUUAUGGUAUUUCGAAGUAUGUAGAAAAAUGCAAGUAUUUGCAAACAUUUAGAAUAUUUUUCUCUUACAAUAGAAUUAGAGAUGCUGGCUUAGCUAGCAUUUUAAGAAGUAUUGCUACUUUAGACUAGCUUUAAGUUCUUGAUUUAAGAUUCUUUGAUAAUUAAAUUACAGCAGAAGGAUGUAAAGGGUUUUAGGAUCUAUAAGAUGUAAAUUUCAAAGAUAUUAAGUAUUUAAAUAUGAGUUUGGGAAAUAAUUAGAUUGGAGAUGAAGGUUGUCGCUUACUUUCACUCUUUUUAUGCAAUAUCCGUAAUGUCAAAUAACUUUCUAUUUUCUUGGAAUCUAACUAAAUCAACUCUGCCGGAAUAGCUCAUCUUAAAAAUGUAUUUCUCCGCAAAAACUAAAUUAAAUACCUCAUUUUGCAUGCUCUCAGUAACAAAAUAGAAGAUGAUGGAAUUAUUAAAAUCCUAGAAAAUAUUGCUAAGCUAACAACUUUACAAUCGCUGGAAAUUAUUUUAAAUGAAAACUCCCUCACUGAAAAAGCAGGAAUAGCAUUAGGAAAAACAAUAGAAAAUAUGGUUAAUCUUACUUCUCUCAUAUUGAGUGUGCGCAACAAUAAAAUUUCAAAUAAAGGCGUUAACUCUAUUGGAAAUAACCUAAAAAAUCUUAAAAACUUAGAAUCACUUGUUUUAAGUUUGACUAACAAUAACAUAUAAGGAGAUGGAGGCGUUUUAAUUGGUAAAAAUCUUAAAUAUCUAACUAGACUCUAAAAACUCCAUUUGGUCUUUUACGAAAAUCAAAUCAAUCACAAAAGUGGAAAAGCUAUUGGAGAAGGUUUAAGUAACCUUAAAGACUUAAAUUAUUUAAUUUUAGGCAUAGGCGAUAACAAUGUUGGAGACGAAGGAGCUGUGGCUAUCGGAAAUUGCAUGCUCAACCUUACAAAAGUUAAAAUAUUUGAAAUAUACCUACAAAACAAUGAGGUUGGCUCUAAUGGUGCAAGUGCUAUUGCAAAAGGAUUAUCAAAUAUGAGAAAUUUAAAGUGCUUAGUGUUUCAAAUAUAACACAGCGAGCUUGGCGAUUAACCUAUGAUUGAAUUAGGAAGAUCUUUGUAAAAUUUAAAAUAACUUAAAAGCUUAGAUAUCUACGUAGAAAGAUGCAAUAUUGGAGAGGAAGGAGGAUAUUCUUUGGGAAAGGGAUUAUAUCAUCUUUAAAACUUAAAAGUGAUGGUACUUGAUUUAGACUCUAAUGGAAUAGGACCUAGAGGAGGUAAGGCAUUAGGAGAAGCCUUUGCUAAUAUGCAUGGACUCAUCGAUUUAAAACUCUAUUUAAAAAAGAAUAAUAUGAUGCCUGAGGGUGGUUAAGGCCUUUUUGAGGGUAUUUAACACCUCAAAAAGCUAAAAAGCUUGAACAUAGAUUUGUAUAAAAAUUACACUGGUGAUAAUAGUAUUAUAACAUGCGGUAGAGCUUUAACUUUCUUGAAAGAACUAAGGAAUCUUGAACUUAGUAUUACAUACAAUGUUAUUACCUAAGUAGGAGCUUAGCAGUUCUCUGAGUAUUUUGGUUAGUGCACUUCUCUUCAUGAGGUUUAUCUCUACAUGUAAAAAAAUAAUAUUACUCCACAAGGAGCUGAGUAUAUUGGAAACGCCCUUAGCUGCAUCAAAGAUUUGUAAUAGCUAAAAAUCUCGUUUGGCAAUAAUAGAAUAGAAAACUAAGGAAUCAGCAAUCUUAUAAAAGGAGUUUCUGCUUGUGAAUAGCUUAGAGUGCUGUAUCUAUAUGCAUAUAAUAUUGGUAUGACUGGCGAAGGAUGCAUUUAGAUUGCUUAAUAUUUAAAAAAGAUGAAAAAGUUAGAAAGAUUUGAGUUUUUCCCAAGUGCAAAUAAUUAAAUAAAUUUAAGAAAUGGGUUGGCACAAAUUGCAUAAACUGUCAUAGAAAAUCAUGAAACGCUUUAGAAUGUUAGAGUUGAUAUUCCUUAUUGGGAUGAGAAAAUAAAAACAUUUAUCAAGCCACGCACAAACAAUCAAAUUUAAACAAUGCAAACGAUUCUAUUCAACAGGUAUAUCUCAAACUACAUGAUAUACAAUCCUAAAGCCAUACACUGGGAUUUCUUCAUCGAUUGA